Molecule: messenger RNA, 4841 nt
Organism: Cercocebus atys (sooty mangabey)
Lineage: Eukaryota; Metazoa; Chordata; Mammalia; Primates; Cercopithecidae
Product: collagen alpha-1(I) chain
Exons: 11
Coding region: 450-4823 (1457 amino acids)
Biological process (GO): microtubule anchoring
Cellular component (GO): centrosome
Molecular function (GO): microtubule binding
Source: RefSeq, a predicted model, not a curated record
AGCCAAAAUCCAGUCCUUUCUGCUCUCUUUGUGGGGAGGGAAAGCCCUUAAGGACUUUUAAGUAUAGGCUCCUUUUUCCAUCACUCAGAAACAGAAGCACGGCCAGCAGCGGUGGGCAGCAGGUCAGCUACUUCAGCUGGGGAUCAGGGCUCUGCUGUCACCUGCCAGCUCCUUGGUGCUGGACCUAGAACAGCCCUUCUCCCUCUGUGGCCCUCAGUCUCCCCUCCUGUAGAAGCAGAGCAGCUGGGCUGUCUCCCUGAGCUCCCUCUACCUUUGGUCUGGUCUUUCCCACAAUCAGUGGGGUCACACACUAGAACUUCACAUCAGGAGACUGCUGGUCCCUUCCCGCGUGGUCUUGUGGAUUCUUCGUGAAGCCUUGUGUGUCCGGGAUGGGGUGGGGGCACUAAACUGCCCUAGACCUCCUACUUUUAUGAGGCCCUCCGGUAGAAAUGGCCCCUGACAUGGGGCACUUAGACCCCCUACAUGACCAAACCAUGGUGCUUCCUUCCUCAGAGGUGGGGGGCCCUGACGGAGCCCUCUCCCAGCUGCCCCUGGCCAAGCUCUUCCCUCCAGACAACCCCGCCCACCAGCCGCAGAUGCUGGAGCGGAGCCUGCGGGAGGAGGAGCUGCGAGCACAGCACCAGGCCGCGGUGCUGCACCUGCGAGAGAUGGCGCUCCAGGAGAAAACGCUCGCGGAGCUGGCGUGGCUGGAGCAUCGGCGAGGGUGCCUGGACAGCAAGAGGGACAGAGCUGUGCUGGCCAUGCUGGUGGAGAAGCAGCAGCAAGCCCUCAGCAGAUUCGAGAAGGAGCAGAGGGAAAUCCAAUACCUGCGCCACACGCAGCUGCUCAGACACCGAGACAGGAAGCUGUUUCUGCAACAUCAGAGGGACGUCGUCUCCAUGCCGGGGCCUGCAGGAGCCCUCCCCAUCCCGGGGCCCACGGGCACCCUCCCCAUCCCAGGGCCCAGGGACGCACUCCCCAUCCCGGGGCCCACAGACGCCCUCCCCAUCCCAGGGCCCAUGGAAGUCCUCCCCAUGACGGGGCCCGCGGACGUCGUCCCAGUGCACGAGCUGCAGGCCCGGGCCAAGCUGCCGCAGGGCUCCAGCCCCAGAGUCAAGGCCACCUGGGAGGGUGGCUCAGAGACAAGCCAGCAGCCAGAGGCCUCCCUGUGUCCCCUGACCCUGCGCAGGCCCAGCAGCCCCACCAGCCGUCGCCCCCAGAGCAGCCCCGCAAGCUCGAAGGCCAAACGCCCUCCCGCGGAGCAGCAGGAUGUGAUGCCGCCCCAGACAACCUCCGACGCAGAUGGUCACCAGCAGCCUCCGAGGCCAGUGUGGGGCGAGGACACACAUGACGCCCGGGGCCCGCUGGUGGAGAGUGGCAGCCACGUCAGCCAAGAACCUGGGAAGCAGCCUCGGGCCCCUCAGCCGGGCCUGCAGCCCACGAGCCCCCCUGACGGACAGCGGCUGGGCCCAGCCUCUCCCGUACGCACUUCCUGGAAGCCAUUUCCCCAGCCCCACCUGUUUCAGGGCCCUCCUCCCAACAUUCUGCCAAUCCGAGACUUGAUCUUGGUUGGGGCCCCUUGGUUCCUGUGGCCGGUCCUUGGUUCCUGCAGUGGGUCCCUGUCUGUCCCUGUCCGUCCCUAUCUGUCCCUGUCCACCCCCAUCUGUCCCCAUCCACCCCAGUCUGUCCCCAUCUGUCCCCAUCCAUCCUGGUCUAUCCCUGGCCCUUGGUGCCCUCCCUGCAGGGCCCUGUGGCAUGUCCACUCCCCUGUCUCAAUCCCCAGGCCGAGGAGGCGGAGGGGCGCCUCCCCACAGCUCAGCGCGGGUCACGGGAGGCGAAGGAGCCGCUCCCAGGUAAGCACCCUGGAAACAGCGUGUGGGCCAUCGAGGCGCCGGACGCUUCCCCCACAUCCGGCAAAGACUGUCCGAGGCUGGAGCUCAGCCACUGGACAAGGACGGAAAGCAAAGAAGAUGGGCCCUGGUGGCCCCCCACCCUGGCCUCGGACCCCUUCACCGCAAGAAGAGUGGCCGGCUCCGUCUCCUACCGGAGGAGACCCUCAGACCAAGCCCGGCCCUUCCUUAGCGGGGAAGCCCCGGGCUCCGACAGACAACCACGUGAGGAGCUUCGGGGAACGCAGCCAACCCUCCUGGGGCAGAGAAGGUCCUUGUGGCCCACAGGAAGCCAGCCAGGUGACUGAGGGCAGCACGAGCGAAGAGGGCUCAGAAUUGGGGCUGGAUUUUGCCGAGAGUCCCGUGGAGGAGUCCCAGGAAACCGAGAGCUGGCGAUCAGGGGAGCAGAGGUGUAGGCUGUGGACUGAGCCCAGUGGGGUCCCUGACAGUGGGCCCUGGGGAAGAGGCCAGGAGGACCAGGAUCCCCACAAGGUUCUCCACGAAUGUGCUUGCAGGAUGGAGGCCUGCCUGCAGGAGGUCCCCGGCGUCUCCUCCACCUGGCUGGAAACUGCCCGGGCUGCUGCCUCCCCAGCAGCUCCUGUGGCUCCUGAGGAGGUGGCGCUCCCGAUCCUGCACCAGGGCAGUCCCCUUCUCCCCGCCACCCCCUCCUGCGGUCCAGGCUCUGAGUCUGCUUCCGAAACCUGCUGGGAGCCUUUGGAAGAAGCCAUGGUGUCAUCCCACACCUCCCCAGCAGGCUCUGUGACCAGCCUGUCCUGUCCCUCUCUCUGGGAGUUCCAGAAAGCAGCGGCUACCCUGGUCCAACUUUCUGAGAGCUCCAGCUCUCUUCCCGGCUUGGAAGCUGAAGAUUCCCCAGACAACGGUUUCGCCUGGCCUGGAGAGCUCUCUGCCCGGCACUCCUCAGAGGAAGCUGGCCUGCCUUUGUCCUGGGGGCCAAACCAGGGUGAGCCUCGGCCAGGCAGUGUUCCUGGGGGUGGAGGACGGGUCACCUGGCAGAGGCCCCAGGGCAGUGGGGCCAGCCCCCUGUGUGGCUCCUCCUUGGACACGGCUGUGGCAGAAGGUUCAGCACCGGAGCAGAGCCCGAAGGCAGGCUGGCUGCUGCCUUUCCCAGACGUCCCUUCUCCUAGGUCAGGGUCAGAGCUGUCAGAGGCCUCCAGCGAAGUCUGGGACGAGGACAGCGAGAAGGACUUGCCAGAACCCUGCACCGGGGCCGAGCCAGCCUCGGGGAGCUCCCUGCCUGCAGGUGGCUCAUCCGGCCUUGAAAGUGGUGUGGAGACCCAGGUGGCUCUUCCCUCCCCACGGCCUGGGGAGGGGCAGGAAGUUUCUGGGACCAGCAAGAGCCUGACGGGGCUGACAGACACAGGAGAAGCAUGCCGGGCACCCCCGGAGGCUGCCGGUGUGGUGUUCCCACCCCAAAUCUCUUCUGCCAGUGACUCGGACUCGCUGCCGGCCUUUCCUCUGGGGACCUCUGGGGGUGAAGGAGCAGAUUUCGGCAAAGGACGAGAGACUUUGGGCUACCAGGAGGGAACUCGGGAUGCUGACUCGAGUCUGUCCACCAAGAGCAAACUCCCGUACCUCAUGCCAGAGCCCGAGACCCCGGUGACCGUGCAGGCUCCUCCCGGGGACCUGGGCAGGCUGGCACUCCCAGUAGCUGAGAGCUGGGUGCCUGGGCCCGGUGGGAAUGGAGCCCCCACUGUCCUGGAGGAAGCCUGUCCCCCACUUGCCGGUGAUGUCUUGACUGAGAUCCUGUCUCCCGUGGACGAGUUGCUGUCUUACAGCAGUGCCGACCUCCCGUCCUCCAUCCACAGGGAGGACCCCCUACCCCCACCUCCUCCCACUCCCCAGGCACAGAGUGAUGGCGAAGACACCAACCCAUGCUCAGAUGCCUUCCCUUCCCCGCCCUCGGGGCCCCUCAGGGAGGACACCGCCAUCACCACCCAGGAUUUGUCCUCCUUGUCUGAGGAGAGUCUGCUGGAGGGGCUGUUUCCUGGGCCCCAGGGGUCCGCGGGAACCCAGGAGUCGGGGCUCUGCCCAGGGGUGGCUGGACCGGGUGGAAGCCUUGAGGACCAGUUGGGUAGAUGCAGUUCUAUAGCAGAGGAUGAGACUGGAGGCAGCCAGUGGCCUGAACCUGUCAGCUGGCCAGGGCGCCCGUCGUAUGAGGGGUCAGGCAGUGUCCCUGGAGGGCUCCCAGGGCCAUCAGUGCAGCCCCCAGCUCCAUCCAGAGUGGCCUCUGUGGCCAGGGAAGGUCUGUCAGGGCUGUUGGCAGCUGGUGACGCGGACGUGACGAUUGGCAGUUCAUCGGGGGACUGGGCUCCUGCUUUGGGCACAGGGUUCUGGGCUGAUGUGGCCUUUGAGGAGGUCUUGGGCCGUGGGGGAGAGCCCUGGGAAGGAGCACAGAGCUCUGGGUGUGCAGAGAGCCAGGGAGGGUCGGGGCAGCUCUUGGUGGGUCUGGAUGAGCUCCUAGACACUGCUUCAUCUGCAGCGGGGCCCCUGGGCAGCCAAGCCUGCUUGGCCAAGACCCCCACCAGGGGCCGAGACCCCAAAGAAAUACUGGGUAAGAGCAGGAAGGCAGCCACACCCCCACAGGCAGCCACACCUCCACGUCCCUGGGAAGCAGCCCCGGCAGCCUCUCCCCCAGGCCAAGUACCCUUGGCCACCCGUGGAAGGUGUGGGUCCCUGGAGCAUGCCGGCGAGGACAUCGAGGGAGGCCUGAGCUGCCAGGUAGAGGACCCACCCGGGCCCGAGGGCUCACUGGGCAGAGAGCUGCUCCUGGAGACAGACUCAGGCCGUUGUGCGCAUCUCCCAGGUGCGGAGCGAGACCAGGCAGUGGACCUUGUCUCCACGCGGCUCACCAGGAGGGUCCUGCAUGACUCCUUAGCAGCUCUCUCCACACUGGCCCCCAGGUGCGGCCCCUAGGGAGUGUUUUCUGGAACU